Mytilus californianus (California mussel) is the source of this 3693-nucleotide messenger RNA. RefSeq lists its product as uncharacterized. The record is from RefSeq and is a predicted model, not a curated record. Bases 232 to 3369 code for a protein of 1045 amino acids. The transcript has 10 exons. Lineage: Eukaryota; Metazoa; Mollusca; Bivalvia; Mytilida; Mytilidae.
UACACUUUCAUUAUAAUGAAAUGAAAUAUCAUGUUAAUUCGAAGGACUUUUAAUUAUUUGUUGUUUAUUGUUUAUUAAACAAAAAAUGUUGGUUUUAUAAAACAAACAAGAAACAAAGCCUGAUAUCAGUAAAACGUAUUUCCGGUAUGGAACGAUAAUUUGAAGAAUACUAGAAUCUAAAACUAAAACAGAAGAUGAUACGCUUAUCUUAAGCACAACUUAUUAAGAAGAAUGGGCUGUAAGCAGUCAAAGGUUGAUGACAAUGAGAAAGCUGUGGAAUAUGUGGAUUAUAAAGACGUAGUCGAAUGUCCACCAAGGUAUCCGACAGCAUUAGCGCCUACAGCUAGAAGAAAGGAUGUAUCAUAUAACGAAAAAUACAAGGAAGCAACAGAGAGAGUUCAAACGGUUCCCAAUUCUGCUUUGGGAGAUUAUUCUAUUCUGUUGAGACAUUUGGUAGACGACGUCAGGUCAGAUUUAGAAAAAGUAUGGACACUUUAUCUUUGGGUUGUUAGUCAUGACUUCAGCGAUCAUUCGCACGGUAAAUACCCUGCUGGAGAUACACCAAAGGGAUAUCUUAGAUGGAUUCAUGACGGAGAAGGGGAUAUUGCAUCCUUCUUUGCUAUUUUAUGCAGACGUGCAGGUAUAAAAUGUGUGAUAAUUGAUGGUAUAAGUAAAGGAGGAGACUACGAAGUAGGACUGUCGGAACAAGAACUGGAGAAAAUGAGAGAUCGGUGGAAUGCUGUGUACAUAGAUAGAAACUGGAGAUUUGUUCAUCCCUCUUGGGGAUCAAAGGCAUCUGACAAGAUUCGAAAUUAUUUUUUCUUGCCCGAACCAGAAGAAUUUAACACAUGGUGUCGCCCUGAUGACAGACAGUGGCAACUCCUGACGACAAUGGUUACUAUGUCGGAGUUUACAUCUUUCCCAUACUGUACAGCGGAAUUUUUCAUGAUGAAUAUGAAAGUCCUAUCCCCUAAAACUGGAAAGGUUCGAGCCAGAAACGGACAUGUUUUUGUUGAAAUUGCUACUACACGAAAUAUAGGGAAAACCGUUGUAGUCAAGUAUAACUUGGUCGGAAAGAAACUACUCAAACCUAGGGUAGGAAUGAACGGGCAUGCAGGAGGGGAGUCAACACAAAGGGGGAUGAUUCCUAAAGAAGGGGUAAACGGGUAUGCAGGUGGGGAGUCAACACACAGGGGAUUAAUUACGAGCAGACUUCAUGAGAUUGAGCAGGAAGGUGAAGAAAAAAACGAUGAAAUCUCAACUCCUUCUGCAUUUCCAACUGACCUCGACACAUUUGUGUUUAUGUGGAGAAAAGACGCUCAUUUUAUGUUUAAUAUUCAGCUACCAGUAUCAGGUGUAUACCUUUUCUCUGUGGAAGCAGGGCAUAUCAAUUCUGAUUAUUCUGUGUCAGAAAUGGUGAUAGUUGCAGAAAUAAAAAUAUAUUGUUUUGAUAAUGUUCACGAGGAAGACAUUGACAUGUUCCCUGACGUACCUGAGAUUGGAUGGGGCGUUACUCCACACUGCUUGGUACGAGGUAUUCGUCCUAUUUCACAUGUAGAUGGGGAAGUAUUUGUUCUCCCAGAUGCUGAUACGACUAUUAGGUUUGAACUUGAUCACGAAUACGAGUUUGAUGUUGAAAUGAUUGGUGAAAAUUUUGCAGAUGAUUUACAGCAAUACGUCAGUCAUAAUGUUCAUAAUAAUCUAUUGACUAUCAAAGUUCGAAUCCCUGGAGAAGGACACUAUGGACUGAAAAUCCACGCAAAGGGUGAUAAUGACGUGGACUUCGUCAACGUGUGCAAUUAUUUUCUGGUUUUCAACAAGAUAUCAUCCAACAUUGAGAAAUUUCCUAAACGGAUGAUAAGAGAAAAAUUGGAAAGAGCAACUGAGGGUGAUACCAGGCAUGGAUUAAAGGAAGCGUUAGAUGACUUUAUACUACACAAUGUACCUGACCGAGGGGAAGUUAAGAAAGCUAAAGACAAAAUAGGUUUCUUCGAUGAUAAAAAAGCAUUAAGUGAUGCCAUCAAAAGGAAAAAUCCCAAAUUCCUACAGAAAUCGAUACAAGACGCCAAAAAGUCUAAAUUUACUGAAGAACUAGAAGAUGACAUAAAACGAGCAGAGCUAAUGUUAGCUAGAUUGAAUAGAAUGGAAGGUUAUCUACAUCCUAUCGCAAAGUUGCAGAAUUCAACCUUGGCAGAAAUACGGUGCUAUACAUGGCCACCUGAAGUGGUUAGAAAUGUACUCGCGGCAGUAUAUGUAUUGUUAGGAGAGGAUUAUGAAUACCUUCAGGAUUGGGAUUAUAUUCAAAGCUUACUGGCCAAAGUUGGAAAAGAGGGUUUGAAAAAUAAAGUUUUAAAUCUUGAUAUGGAGACUGUUCCCCAGCGGCAAGUAGAUUUGGCUGAUAUUAUUAUUGAUCCACACAAGCUAGAUGAGGCACGAGAGGCCAGUACUGGAACGGCAGCAUUGUAUCAGUGGGUGAAUAAUAUUUGUACAGAGAAGAAAAGCCAACAGGCAUCUGUUAAUUCAAGUAGUAAUAAGGACAACACGCAAAGAAAAUUAAAAGUAAAAUAUCCACAGAAGGAAAAUGGUAAAGCUGGGCAUUAUGAAAGCGGAAAGUUUGGACAAUAUGGUUCUAUGAAAGGAAGGCAGUACGAAGUAUCAUCAGGCGGGCAAAACGGCAAGGUUAAAGUUAAUAGCCUCGUUAAAGGAAAAGGAGGACAGUAUGAUAACAGACAUGACACAAACAGAAAAUCCAACGACCGAAAGGAUUCAAAACAAGCGCACGAAACAAACAUAUCACCACAGCAUCGAUUUUCGAAGCCGGACAAGAAAACUAAUAAUAUCCUUGGAAUGAUUAUUAUAGACGAAAGGUCAUCAUCUAAAUCAAAAUCACCAAACAGCAAGGGAUCACCAACACAUAAGUCACCAUCAUCAAAGAAUGCUUCGCCAAUGCAGAAAAACUUAUCACCAGCGCAGAGGUCGCCAGCCAGUAAAAACAUAUCGCCAGCUAGUAAAAAUGUUUCCCCAGCCAGUAAAAAUGUUUCCCCAGCACACAGAUCUCCUGCCAAUAAAUAUGUAUCACCAACACAAAAAUCGCCUUCAAACAAAUCACCAAAUCAGAAAUCGCCAUCCCAAAAAUCACUAGCGGAAAAAUCGCCAGCGGAAAAAUCACAAGGUAAUCGAUUCCAUGUGAUAAAGUCGGACUCUCAGAAAUCACCACCUAUUGUACCAUCAGAUUCACCACCUCAUCGAUCACCUCUACAAAGACCUCCUUAUGAUGAAGUCCUCACGCCAGUUGGAUUAUCUCCAGUACCUCAGUCGGAUGAAGAAACUUUUAAAAACUUUUCGCCGAUUUCGCCAGAAGAGAAAUAAAAGCUAAACUUUAGAAUGUUUGAAACUCUACAUUAAAGUACACGCAGCAAAGAAAAAAAUCAAACUUUAAUUCGUAUACAUAAAAAAAAACCAGCAUUGUAAAGUUCUCAAUGUUGGAGGUCCCAAUUGGUCAUGAAGAGCUUCACUUGCCGUUUUCAUAAGGUUGUAACAUAUAGCUUAUCUUUUCUUGCCGUUCGUAUCAAACUAUAAUAUGAAACAGAUGCCCUGAAACACGAUAACAAAUUUGUUUCUAAUGGACCAAGAUUACUGUACUGAUUACUGUUUAUACAUAUAUAUAUAUUUGAAAUGUACCAUCUCAUCUCA